CGGACCGCACCACCGGCAACCAACACCCGCUUCGCCUCUCUGCUGCCCCCUGGUGGAGGGCACAGCAUCCUAUUUCCUACCAACCUCUAUGGAUCCCGAAGCAACCGGCGCGACCGGAUCGGACCGGACUGCGGAGCUGCUCUGUAGUCAGAGGAAGGCGCAUUGUCAUCAGCGGGAACCCAGAACCGAACCGGAUAUUCCCCUGGGAAUCCGCUUCCUGAACUGGAACGUUGUGGAUGAGACUGAAAAACGGAUCUGACCCGUUUUAACUCCUCAGAACCGGUUCUAUUGACCAGAAACUCAGCGAUGCAUCCAGGGUUCUGCUUUCCAACCAGCUGGGAUUCACUCCAAAGUCCAGUCGGUUCAAAUGUCCCGAUCAGGCUAGACGGGUCAGAAUGGAUCAGAACCACCUGGGAUGAGAGGCAGAACGAUUCAGAGGCAAAAUGAUAGAAAAUGUAAAAUAUCAGAGUUUUGAUUGGUUUAAUACCCGCCAGAACCAGGUCAGAACCAGGUCAGAACCAGGCCAGAACCAGGCCAGAACCCGACCGGAACCAGGCCAGAACCAGGACAGAACAUGACCAGAAUUCAACCAGAACCAGUCCAGAACCCAGGAAGAACUCAGGACUGGACCCUUCCUGGCGGUUCUGACCCGGUUCUGACCCGGAGACGUUUAUUUAAAUUUGCUGUUUGUUUAUUUAUAUCUGACUGUGGUUACCAUGGCAACGUUGCUUUUUUAAGAAAAUCGUCAAUAAAAGACUUUAAAAAAACCUGGUGUUGUUUCUGUUCACCCAUACUCAUGUGAUGGUUCUGGUUCUGGUUCUGGUUCCACAUCCCUAUGAGGAUUAUUGGGAUGUUUUAUUUUGUAGGAACGGACCGGAAGUGGGACAGGUGAUUCUGCCUCGGGAUGACUCGUGUCUUCUCGCUCCUCCGGGAUGCGCUGAGUGGUUCUGGUUCUGGACAACCAGCGAGCUGGGUCGAGGAGAACCGGGAGAACCGGAGCAGAGUCCUCUUCCUCCUCCUCCUCCAGGUGGGUCAACAUUCGUCACGCGCUGCGGAUCUCCGACAGGAGCGCGAGGCAGGUUGGAUGUUUUCUCGAUGGUUGGAAAUGUCGGACUGUUGGCAGAAGCUCCGCUGGUUCCGCUCCAGGCUGCGGAGCCACACAGCGCCACCAUGUGGAGGAAACCAGUUCUGCUGCUGCUGCUUCACAUCAUGGAAGCUGCAGUGGCGCCGCCCUGCUGGCAGGGGGCGACCUUCCCGGAGGCCGUGGUUUCCCCGGCGGCGGACAGCAGCGGCAUCGUGCGCGUCCCGGCCGCGGCGUCACUCCAGCUGUGCGUGGCGGCGUGCUGCGACCUCCCGGACUGCGACCUGGCCUGGCGCUUUAAGGGCCGCUGCUACGUCCUGAGCUGCCAGCAGGGGGCCGACUGCCGGCCCCGGGUCCGGCCCGGCGCCGACUCGGUUCUGGCCUUCCUGCAGCGUCCGGCCCGCUCCCUGCUGCGGUCCCUGGGAAGGCCGGCGCCGUUCGGCCGGACGCGGGGGCCCGGCGACCACCCGGAGGCCCUCAAGGGCCCGCCUCUGUUCGACGGGCCCGACCCGACCUGGUCCGACCCGGCGGACCUGGAGGCAGAUUGGUUCUGGUCCACGUUCAACCAAUCACAGGAGGCGGAUCCUGGAGGGGCGGAGUCAGACAGCAACCUGACCGGAACCAGAACCACAGAACCAGCUGGUCCGGCUGCUGCAGAGGGAACGGCAGGAAGUCAGAGACCAGAGCUUCCUGCGCCUGUCGCUGACUCCGCCCCUACGGGUCACAUGAACACGCCCGGUGAUGUCAUCAGCACCACGUUGAACCCAGGUCGUCCCGUGGGGGACCCGGUGGAUCUGGUGGACCUCGGCUCUGCUGUGACAUCAGAACCAACCGGUUCUUCUGAAGCCGGGAACAGAACUUCAGAACCUCUGAAGGUUCUCCAGGCUCCAACCACCGACCCGCUGAACCAGGUGACCUCUGACCUCUCCACCUCAGCUGCUCUCCCCCCGACUACUGUAGGUUCUGUCUGUCGUCUGGCCCCAGCGGAACCCCAGGGGCCGAACCGGGCCCCGCUGGCCGCCGUAGGUCCGGACCUCCGUCUGGUUCUCCCUCUGAGCGCCAGCCUGUUGCUCAACGGCAGCGGCAGCACCGACGACCGCGGUGUUAGCGGCUACAGCUGGGAGGUGGUGAGCGGUCCUCCUGGUUUGCGGCUGCAGGAUGCUGACCGGGCGGUUGCCAUGGCAACGGGCCUAAGAGCGGGGCACUACACGUUCAAGCUGACGGUGUCGGACCAGCAGGGGGCGACAGACAGCGCCUUGCUGUCGGUGCGGGUCCAGGAAGCCCGCAGUCUUCCUCCGGUGGCGCACGCCAGCGGCAGCCAUGUUCUGGUUCUGCCCAACAACUCCGUGGUUCUGGAGGGGUCGGUUACUGACGGAGACCAGACGGAGGUCCGGUACCGGUGGACCAGGGACAGCCAGAGUCCAGCAGCCGGGGAGGUCCUGUUCGGCUCGGAGACCCGGCGGGUCCUGUACCUGUCGGACCUGGUGGAGGGAACCUACCUGUUCCAGCUGAGGGUGACGGACGCUCAGGGCCGGGUCAGCACCGCCACCGCCACCGUGGAGGUUCGGCCAGAACCAGGCGGCGGCCAGCAGGUGGAGCUGGAGAUGCUGGUGGCGGUGUCUCAGGUGAGCGUGGCUCAGAGGGACACACUGGUCCGGCAGCUGGCCGCACUGAUCCACGUCCUGGACCGGGACAUCCGGGUCCGGGCGCUGCAGGGACGGACCCAACUCAGCACGGUUCUGCAGUUCUGGGUCCAGGGCCCGACCGGACCCGUCCCGGCCUCCAGCCUGGUGGUUCUGCUCAGGAAGCAGCUGCUCCGAGACAAGAGCGACUUCCUGCUAUUCAAGGUGCUGAGAGUCGACACUGUGGCGUGCGAGCUGAGCUGUUCAGGGCGGGGCCAGUGUGAUCCAAUCACCAAGCAGUGUUCCUGUGACCCGUUCUGGACGGAGAACCUGAUCCGGCUCUACCUCGGGGACGGAGAGAGUAACUGUGAGUGGAGGGUUCUGUUCGUGAUCCUGAGCAGCUUCCUGACGAUGGUCCUCAUACUGUCGCUCAGCUGGACCUUCGUCUGCUGCAGCCGGAGGAGGAAGCAGAGGAAGGGCAGGAAGAAGACCAGAUACACCAUCCUGGACGACAUGGACGAGCAGGAGCGGCUGGAGCUCCGGCCCAGAUUCAGUCUGAAGCACCGCAGCACGGAGCACAACUCCAGCCUCAUGAUGUCCGAGUCGGAGCUGGACAGCGACCAGGACUCCGUCUUCAGCCGGCCGGUCCGCAACCGGAACCGGGUCAGCUCCCAGGCCGCGCGCAACGGGAACGCCUUCGGGUGAAGACAGGAAGUCCGGGGGGACGGUGAGGGUUGGAGGAAGUCUGGACGGCGCCUCCUGGUGGCAGCACACGUUCGGUUCAGAGGUUUCAUUCGUUCUUCCCAGAGAAACAUUCAUGAAGCGAAGACUUGGCCUGCAGGGGGCAGCACCAAGACAUGAGUUCAGGUUCCGUUCAUCUGGGCCUGUUGGACUGUUCCUUUAGUGUCGCAUCAGAACCAGAACCGGACCCAGCUGGGAUUAUUUAGCAUCCUGGUGACCCAAACGUCUCAUCAGAACCAGUUCCAUGUCUGGUGAUUUAAAGUCAAAGUUUCAGGAGAAACUGAAGAAAUCAAACAUGAAUUCAUCCGUCACUUUAUUUCAGAUCAAACACAAACGUACAAAAACCUAAACAGCAAAGUUUUCCAGAAUAAUCCGAGACAUUUUGUUACUAACUAAACAUCUAGAAUCCAAGAAACCCACAGAUCUCUAUCUGCAGCAGAACCGACCCGGUUCCAGAUUCUGGAUUCAUCCAAAAUUCUUCAGAUUAAAGUCAACAUGAAACUCCAA
Xiphophorus hellerii (green swordtail) is the source of this 3951-nucleotide messenger RNA. Its product is annotated as KIAA0319 ortholog. Gene Ontology annotation, biological process: neuron migration. The coding region runs from base 802 to 3408 and encodes 868 amino acids. Gene Ontology annotation, cellular component: plasma membrane; cytoplasmic vesicle. Lineage: Eukaryota; Metazoa; Chordata; Actinopteri; Cyprinodontiformes; Poeciliidae. The record is from RefSeq and is a predicted model, not a curated record. The transcript has 16 exons.